This is a messenger RNA of Cooperia oncophora, 510 nucleotides long. The record is from the annotation of a GenBank genome assembly. Lineage: Eukaryota; Metazoa; Nematoda; Chromadorea; Rhabditida; Trichostrongylidae.
AUGAUGUGCUUUUGCUUUGAGUCACAAUUUGACUCUUGCAUUAUGGAUCGUCCAAUCAUUGUCAAUACGAUACGGCUGCUCACCACUCAACUCCCCGACGAGAACAUGCUCACCUUCGACUUUUUUAUACAGAGAUUUGAAACGUUGGUCCUCGAGAGCCAGUUGGUUAGCCAAAGCGAAGAUACCAUGUUCGUGCAAGAUCUGAUGCAUACGGAUCCAAUGAGUGAGAUCUACCAGCGCAAGGUGAACAAAGCCAAGAAGACAAUCGAAGAGGCAAGUAUAGCCAAAUCAAUCGUCAGAUAUCUACGAGAAUAUAAUGCCCUAAAACAUCAACUUUGUUAUCAACCCAGCGAGCCUCCCGGUACGUUCGCUUUAUUUCUUGCCUACAGUAUCCAAAUCCACCGUAAUCCUUUGGCGAUUUUGGCAGCUCUAAAACGGACGAUCUUGUUUCAGCUUCAGUGUGCUAUUUUUCAUUGUGCUAUUUUUUUACUGACACGAAGGAUUUCUUAA